Messenger RNA from Nerophis lumbriciformis (worm pipefish), 1733 nucleotides. RefSeq names its product KATNB1-like protein 1. Lineage: Eukaryota; Metazoa; Chordata; Actinopteri; Syngnathiformes; Syngnathidae. Gene Ontology annotation, cellular component: nucleolus. Gene Ontology annotation, molecular function: microtubule binding. The record is from RefSeq and is a predicted model, not a curated record.
UUAGUAGUCACAAUUGUUUUGUAAAAUGAAUGUGUAAAUAGAGUAUCCUAAUUUAGUUCGAGGUAUUUUCAUAUCUAAAGUCACAGUUUAAGUGUAUGUUUCCAAGCUGAAUGCCACAAGACAUGUUAUUCCGCCACGCCAGCAGAGGGAGCACUCCUAUAGGAAAGGAGGAAAAUGGGAGGUGCUUGUUAGUACUUCCGUGUCUCAGUCAGGUCACACCCUGAGAUGACAACGCAAUCAAGCACUUUUUGUCUCGUUUUUAUUCCUAUAAAACAGUGGCUAUCCCUGUCAGCAGGAAGGAAUAUGAGGAGUGCAGCUGCCAUAUAAGGGCAAAGCUCCAGUGUCAUCGCAGAACUUCCCAUAAUCUUCAGAAGACACCCUCCUACGCACGAGUGAUUCUGGUCUCUGUCUGCCAUACAGACAGUGGAUAAUCUUGGUUGGAACUUCCUUUGGUGGAUGUGUAGUCCAAUGCGAGGGCAGCACUGUUGGUUAUUGAUCGCAUGGUUUGGUCACCUCAGGUAUUCAGUAAUGGGCUCCAGUGGGGAAAACCAAUAUCUUGAUGCAACCGUGCAUAAUGAGUCGACCCACUACACAGUCAGUUGCUCCCUUGGGAAGAAAAAGGCAGAUCACUCACAGAAGGAUGAGCUUAACAAAAAGAAGUUUCCAGUUAAUUACUCUGGCAACAAUCCAGGCAGAGUAAAGCGAGUCGUGUCGUCUAAGCGGAAGACACGUCAUCUGAGGGUGGCUAGAAAGAAGCCGUCUGGCUCAGGCAAAGCACCUGAUGCAGCAAACAAGGAGAGUAAAAUUCCUCAAGAAAUGUUCGAUAUAGACCAUCAGGAGUCGACAGCAAAUGUAAACAGUCACCACAAUACGGGAACGACUGGUUUUGAAGAUGCUGACUCCAUGACACUUACUGAGCUUACAAGGGAUCACAGCACAGUAAGUGAAGUGCUCCUAGGAAGAAACCUGAGGCUCCAAGUGGCCUUAACACUGUGGCAGAGACAUUUUGGAGAAAUGCUAACAUACUUCUUCAGAAUCCAAGAUACUGGUGUCUUUGUCGACAUUCUCCCCCUAAUAACCAAAAGUAUGGAGGACGACUCUUCCAGCAUUACUAUCGGCUGUUGUGUGGACUUGUUCCCCUUGGUCCAGAAUGUCCUCAUCAGUCCAUAUGAAGAAUAUGUCGUCGUUGGUUUAACUUGGAUCAAUUCCGUUUUGAAACGCUGGUGGGAACAGCUUAAAGGAAGUGGCUGCACUGGAUCGACUGAGCUUCCUUUAGAUAGGACAAGGAUUCCUGGAGGAGGCCACACUGAUGGACCCCAGAAGGAUGUUCCAAUAGCAGCAGAAGUGCACCAGAAGGUUUAGAUACAGACUGGAGGAGGAUGUCUGUGUGUCCAAGCUAGUUCCACGACAAGUGAACGUGUUUUUUCCACCGUUGGCAACACGAUUAGCGAAGAGAGGGUCAGACUUGAUCCUGAAAAAGCAGACAUGCUAAUUUUUUGGAAGAACAAUAGUUGAUUGAUGACUGUGGCGUUCUUAGUGUCAUAUUGUGUGUAGUUAGUAUGUUCCAAUAGCAACAGAAGUGCACUCUUUGGAGAGCUGUAUUAUUUUCAGUUUUGUGCCCAAGGGACUGAUUUUAUUCAACACUAUAUUAUUAUUUAUACACCUAUAGUGAUCACAGAGACAGGUUGUUUUUGUGUUACUGUAUAUCUUUGUUUUUCUGAAAACCCCCACUU